CUUGAUAAUUGACUAUAACAAGUAAUCAAGAAACCACGGGAACAAUUUGGAUACCCAUUCGCCGUCAGUUUCUGAAGUAUAUCGGCCCAGCUCUUACUGUGCGCAGUCCCUGUUUGACUGUCGUAGGAUGGACAGUGCAGCAGCCCAGAAUGGAGUUGGCGUUGAAAUGGAGAUGCCAGAGGUUAACGGAAAAACAGACGGAGUUGUAAACAUAGCAUUUUCUCCUUCGGGAGAAGAAGAUGGGAGAAAAGAACUUGAAUUUGAUUCUGUCAUCGAUGCACCCGAAAAUAAAAACAAAUCCGGAAUUCAAAGUAAAAUGUCUAAGCAAAUCGAUAAAGCUACUCAGUUUGGCAAACGUCACCGAACGGUCUUGAAACUAAUUCUUUUCUCAAUCCUUGGUGCAGGUUUUCUGGCCUACUUGAUCGCCGCCUGUAUAUUGAAUUUCCAGCGAGCUUUGGCCCUGCUUGUUAUUACGUGUGUGGUGUUUUUCUUUGUCUGUUAUGACCUGCUUAAGAAACUCAUUGGAGAGAAGAUUGCGAAAUUUCUAAGUCCACUCGCAAAAUUUUUUAAAAAGUAUAGAAGAUGGAUAAAGUGGAUUUUCUCGUUGUUAGUUCUUGCUGGACUCAUCGUUUGGUUGGUGUUGGACACUUCCAAACGACCAGAACAACUGAUAUCAUUUGCUGGAGUCUGCAUGUUCGUCAUCCUCCUGUUUAUUGUAUCCAAACACCACCGCGCAGUAUCCUGGCGGGCAGUGUUCUGGGGUAUUGGACUUGAAUUUGCUUUGGGUCUUUUCAUCAUACGUACUGAACCAGGGUACCAAGCCUUCAAGUUCCUUGGAGAACAAAUUCAGAUUUUCCUGAACUACACCACUGCUGGCUCACAGUUUGUAUUUGGAGAAGAGCUUAUUAAGAAUGUGUUUGCUUUCCAGGCUCUUCCCAUUGUGGUCUUCUUCAGCUGUGUGAUGUCCGUUCUCUACUACAUAGGGAUCAUGCAGUAUGUCAUUGUUAAGAUUUCCUGGCUGAUGCAGGUUACGAUGGGUACCACUGCUACAGAAACAUUGAGUGUUGCUGGGAAUAUUUUCGUGGGACAGACUGAAGCUCCUCUCCUUAUCCGUCCUUAUCUGCCACAAAUGACUAAAUCUGAAAUCCAUGCUGUGAUGACAGGGGGCUUUGCAACCAUUGCUGGAAGUGUGAUGGGAGCCUACAUCUCCUUUGGGAUUGAUCCGUCUUCGCUGAUUGCAGCCUCUGUCAUGGCUGCCCCCUGUGCUCUUGCCCUAUCCAAGCUGGUCUAUCCCGAGACUGAGGAAUCAAAGUUCAAAAGUGAAGAAGGAGUCAUCCUUGAAAAAGGAGAAGAGAGGAACUUGUUAGAAGCUGCCAGUAAUGGAGCAUCUGCCUCUGUGGGGCUAGUAGCCAACAUCGCAGCCAACCUGAUCGCAUUUAUUGCUUUGCUUCAGUUUGUUAAUGCUGCCUUCUCGUGGCUGGGAGGAAUGGUCAAUUACCAUGAGCUCACUUUACAGCUGAUCCUCUCCUACAUCUUCAUGCCCAUCGCAUUCAUGAUGGGUGUGGAUUGGAAUGAAGCCGACAUGGUUGGGGAGUUGCUGGGAACCAAGAUCAUUCUAAAUGAAUUUGUGGCUUACCAAAGACUGGCGGAGUAUAAGAGCCUCCGACUGAAAGGUGUUGAAGAAUUUAUUGAUGGACAAAAGCAGUGGAUAUCGGAACGAGCUGAAGUCAUCUCCACGUUUGCCCUUUGUGGGUUUGCUAAUGUCAGCUCCAUUGGAAUCAUGUUGGGGGGACUGUCCACCAUCGCUAUGGACAGAAAAAGUGACCUUGCCAAGGUGGUGCUUCGAGCAUUGAUGACUGGCGCAUGUGUCUCUUUCGUCAAUGCUGCCAUAGCUGGAAUUUUGUACUACCCGCCUCAAUUGGAUUGCUUGGGUUUCUUUAGCCAAGGGGGUGCUUUGAAUCAGAGCUACAGUCUCUAUGCCUGCUGUGAGGACAUUUUUGGAAGUGCUGAAGUUCAAAAUGGAAUACUUUCAUUUGGAGGUAAAUGGCAAAAUGUUACUUCCUCUCCCCUGUAUCUACAAAACUGCUGUAUGUUUUACAACAACACGGACUGCACUAGCUUGUAACCAGCAGCUGCCAAAUUUUUAGCUAAUGGACAAACAAGCUGGAUUCUUUAUGCACUGGACGGACAGACGUGCCUCACACGAUGACAUUAUUGGGAAUUAUAAGAAACUUUUUACUCUCCACAAGCAAGAACGAUAACACUUCAUCAAUUCCUCUGACCAUGUACUAUUGGUAUUACAAUAAUUCAAAGGAUGAACAGGACUUCAUACAGUGUAUUUGGAUUCAGUACCCGAUAUCAGAAGAUGCGUUUUUUAUUUAAUAUUUCCAUUACUUUGGUGACAUGCAGCAAACUUUCUUCACCCAUCCUACUUAUUAAUAGAAGUCAAUUUUCAUUGCUUAAUUCAUAUUCAGGACUUUACUAUUGCAGCUCACUAUGGUUAUGAUAAAUUUGUUUUAGCUUUUUAGGAACCAACUGUUUGAGGAUAUUCUUUAGCCAUUUAUUGCACUGUAGUCACUGUUUUGUCAUAGUAUGAAAUUACCCCUCAGCAAAUACUCUACUGUCUCUUGAAUAUGUGGUUUACAUUUAGAUGGACCGAUUUGACUUGUGAUUUGAGAUAAAAUGUUUUUUUAAACUUAGGCCAACCAAAGAAAGCCAGGUCAGUGUUCCUUGUCCAAUCAACACAGCUUCCAUGCUGUCCCCUCUUCCACUUUUAACUCCUUCCCCCCAGUCUCUGAAGAAGAGGUCUCUAAACUUCUUCUGUCCUCUUCAUUGCCUCCC
Molecule: messenger RNA, 2841 nt
Organism: Pelobates fuscus (common spadefoot toad)
Lineage: Eukaryota; Metazoa; Chordata; Amphibia; Anura; Pelobatidae
Product: sodium/nucleoside cotransporter 2-like
Exons: 19
Coding region: 128-2125 (665 amino acids)
Biological process (GO): nucleoside transmembrane transport
Cellular component (GO): plasma membrane
Molecular function (GO): nucleoside:sodium symporter activity
Source: RefSeq, a predicted model, not a curated record